Molecule: messenger RNA, 1936 nt
Organism: Prorocentrum cordatum
Lineage: Eukaryota; Dinophyceae; Prorocentrales; Prorocentraceae
Source: the annotation of a GenBank genome assembly
GGGCCGAAGCGCCAGGGGGAGUUCUUCUGGAAAAAGAACCAAUACCAAAAGCGGAAGGUCCGAAGAUUUUGGCUCAAGGUUCCGAGGGGCCGUCGCCGGCCUCCUAGGGCUCCACUCGGGCGUCUCUCGUUCCUCUCAUUUUUUGAGCUGUGCACAUCUGCAGACGGCAUGAUGCGCCUGCGCACGUCUCACAGCGUCGGCGCGCUGCUCCUGCUGCUGGCAGCGCGCGGCGCCCCGAGUGCCGGGUCGCCGGCGAGCGGGACGCUGGCCCGCCCGAGGCUGGAGGCCUCGGCGAGCGGUCGCCCUCGCGAGCCGCAGGCCGAGUUCGGGAGGCGCCAGGCUACCAGCGGCGCGCAGUUGUUGCUCAAGCUCUUGGCGAGUGAUGGGGCCGCAUUCGACUAUUUCGGACGAUCGGUGGCCGUGAGCUCCGACGGGGCCCGCGUGGUGGUGGGGACCACCCACGACGACGACUAGGGCAGCAACUCUGGCUCCGUGCAGGUGUUCGACGGUACCACCGGCGCGAGGCUGCUCAAGCUCUUGGCGAGUGAUGCGGACUUGAAUGACUAUUUCGGACGAGCGGUGGCCGUGAGCUCCGACGGGGCCCGCGUGGUGGUGGGGGCCUCCUGGGCCUCCUGGAGCUCUGGCUCCGUGCACGUGUUCGACGGUACCACCGGCGCGAGGCUGCUCAAGCUUGUGGCGAGUGAUGGGGCCGAGACAGACCUUUUCGGAUUCUCGGUGGCCGUGACCUCCGACGGGGCCCGCGUGGUGGUGGGGGCCUACUAUGACGACGACCAGGGCAGAAACUCUGGCUCCGUGCACGUGUUCGACGGCACCACCGGCGCGAGGCUGCUCAAGCUUGUGGCGAGUCAUGGGGCCGAGGAAAAGCGUUUCGGACUCUCGGUGGCCGUGACCUCCGACGGGGACCGCGUGGUGGUGGGGGCCUACUAUGACGACGACCAGGGCAGUAACUCUGGCUCCGUGCAGGUGUUCGACGGUACCACCGGCGCGAGGCUGCUCAAGCUUGUGGCGAGUGAUGGGGCCGAGGAAGACCUUUUCGGACUCUCGGUGGCCGUGAGCUCCGACGGGGCCCGCGUGAUGGUGGGGGGGGCCUACUAUGACCACGACGACGACCAGGGCAGAAGCUCUGGCUCCGUGCAGGUGUUCGACGGUACCACCGGCGCGAGGCUGCUCAACUCCGACGGGGCCCGCGUGGUGGUGGGGGCCAGCAAGGCCGACAACGACGACGGCAUCGAAUCUGGCUCCGCGUACGUGUUCGACGGCACCAUCGCCACCACCAGGACGGCCACGAGUUCCGCGACGUCAAGCACUACUACUGAGACGACCACCGCGACAACAACUGAGACACGACCACCAUCAAGACAACCACCGAGACGACCACCGCGACGACCACCAAGACGGCCACGACGACCAUUGAUACGGGCACGAGUUCGGCCACAUCAAACACCACAGCCACCACCGAGCCAGGGGAAGUAAUUCAAAUUGCAGUCUUGAUCUUGGCUGGUGCCUGGAUCUUGUUCUUGGGCUGCAGUGUCGCGCUGGGCUGCCUGGUGAGGCGCGGGCUUGUCAGGGGCCCAACACCCUAGCGCGGCAUUCACAAAGCCAGGCACCCCUCUGAUGAAUCAAUCGGGGGCGGCGGAAAACGCCUAUGUGGCCGAGAGUUGGGCCAGAGCUCGGCCAAGCUAUUGGGCCAGAGCGCGGCCUUCCGCAUGAAGCCCUGGUCAGCUCCCCGCCAGGCGUUUUUCCGCAAUCGGGGAAGCAUGUGAGACCUUCUGAGAGUUAUCGGUGAAACUUUCUACCAGUUUUGAAGCCCUGGUCAGCUUCCCGCCAGGCGUUUUUCCGCAAUCGGGGAAGCACUCGAGACCUUCAGAGAUUGGACUGGACUGGAAAAGGCCGCGCGUAGACGGCGCAUCGGCAA